Messenger RNA from Paraglomus occultum, 447 nucleotides. The record is from the annotation of a GenBank genome assembly. Lineage: Eukaryota; Fungi; Glomeromycota; Glomeromycetes; Paraglomerales; Paraglomeraceae.
GCACUGUGUCAUCCCAUGUGGCAGUGGGCUAGGACUGCUCUCAUUAGAGCCUUCUUUGCAAUCUUAUGGAUACGUGCAAGCUUUAUUGUCAACAUGUCUGAUUCUGAUACUUCAUCCAACUAUUGCUAUGUUCGAUCUAUUCCAUCCAUUCCCUCAUCAGAUAUUACCCUACCAUCAAUUUCCAAAGCCCCCUUUAUACCAUUAAAUCUGAAUACAUCCUGUUCUAUAGUAGACACAUUAGAUCCAUAUGUGUUAGCUAGAAUUAUUACUGAUUUCAAAAUGUCCAAAUAUUCUGAUAUUAGAUUCAUAGCAGAGGGGGAGGAGCUCUUUAUGGAAUUCAAUGGAAUAAAACAGAGAAGUAUUAGAUUCAGUGAAGAGAGCAUUAUGUUCAGAGCAAAGGAAGAAGUCGGGAACAAUACAAGAAGAAAGUUGGAUGAGGAUGUGAGG